AUGACUGGCUUCGUCGCCCGACUCAACACAACCGUCGCAAAGUCGCCCGUCGGUCGAUGGUUCAUGCUCGAGGGUUCGUCCCACCCUCGCGCACGCGUUAAUACCCGCUUCUCGACCGAGAUUCGCGCCGGAUUUGCGACCUUUGUCACCAUGGCCUACAUCAUCUCUGUCAACUCGCUCAUCAUCUCCGACACCGGCGGAACCUGCGUCUGCGAUUUCGAUCCAGCUGCCACAGGAGGUAGUCCCUCGGACAGGAUCGCAUACUGCAGUGCCAAUACUGAGUACAUGGCCUGUGUGGAUGUCAUCAGGAAGGAUCUGAUCGUUGCCACGGCUGCUAUGGCAUGUAUCGCUUCGACCGCCAUCGGAUUGUUUUCGAAUUUGCCCUUGGGCAUGGCUCCAGGAAUGGGCAUCAACGCUUACUUCACCUAUACGGUUGUGGGAAAGUUUGGGAGCGGCAAGGUCAGCUACGAGGUUGCUUUGGCGGCGGUCUUUAUUGAGGGCCUUAUCUUCUUAGUCCUCUCAAUUCUCGGUCUUCGUCAAUGGCUCGCUCGCUGCAUCCCCCGCAACAUCAAGGUCGCCACGGGAGUUGGCAUCGGUAUCUACUUGACCUUCAUUGGCAUGCAGUCCUCCGCCGGCAUCGGUCUCAUCCGUGCGGAUCCUGCUACGCUGGUCGGCCUUGGCGGCUGCAACUCCGAGUACCUGGAUGCCUCCGGUGCCUGCCUCUCUCAUCGCAUGGAGUCGCCUCGAACAUGGAUGGGCGUCCUUGGUCUGUUCAUCAUCUCGAUCCUCGGUAUGUACAGAGUCAAGGGCUCGAUCUUGAUCGGCAUUCUCUUUGUCGCCAUCGUCUCAUGGUUCAGAAACUCGGGCGUGACCUAUUUCCCCCAUGACGCCGCUGGCGACAGCCGCUUCAGCUACUUCAAGCAGGUCGUUACCUUCCACACUAUCCAAAAGACAUGGGCGGUCAUGAAAUUUGAGCUGAACACGGGAGAGUUCUGGCUGGCGCUGAUUACGUUCCUCUACGUCGACAUUCUGGAUACCACUGGCACUAUGUUCUCUAUGGCACAAUUUGCAGGAUUUAUGGAUCCCAAGACAGGCGAUUUCGAGGGAUCGACUCCAGCCUUCAUCACAGAUGCGCUCUGUGUCUCCCUGGGCGCAGUCUUUGGUACAUCGGAUGUUACGGCCUUUGUCGAAUCUGGAGCGGGUAUUACAGAGGGAGGUCGUACAGGAUUGACGGCUGUCAUGACAGGAUUCUGUUUCUUUGUCUCCCUGUUCUUCUCGCCUAUCUUCUCGGCAAUCCCACCGUGGGCCACAGGACCAGCCUUGAUCUUUGUCGGAUCCUUGAUGACCAAAUCCGUGACGGACAUCAACUUCAAUUACAUCGGCGACUCGAUCCCGGCUUUCUUGACACUGGUCAUGAUGCCACUGACCUACAACAUUGCGUAUGGCCUCUUGGGCGGUCUCUUGGCGGCUAUCGUCAUCAACGGGGUCGUCUAUAUUAUCGAAAAGAUCUCGCGAGGAAAAUGGGUGCCACCUAACAAGGGCGAGCGCGACCCUAUCAUGUCUUUCCGAAUGGGUCCUCAAGGCGAGGGCGUUCUUCCUCCAUGGCUCGUGCGCCUGAUCAGGAAAAUCAAGGGCCAGGACCCUUUGGAGCACGCUGAGCACGGUGUCGGCGCCGGAGCUUCGCAAGAGACGUUGCCCAACCCUGAGAAGGCUGCUUCGUCAGCCAAGGCUGCUGAGGGCGGUGAAAUAGAGAAGGAAAAGAUGAUGCCAGACGGGUUCGCAGAAGCACCGGCGGACCAGGCCUCGACGGCAUCGGGCAUUGAGCAUGGACGGCAGCGUCGGAAGAGCCAUCACCGGACCAGCAUUAGCGCUGGAUCUGAUCGCCACGAAGAGUCGUCAUAA
This is a messenger RNA of Gamsiella multidivaricata, 1902 nucleotides long. Its product is annotated as nucleoside transporter. The transcript is spliced from 2 exons. Gene Ontology annotation, biological process: transmembrane transport. Gene Ontology annotation, cellular component: plasma membrane. Gene Ontology annotation, molecular function: purine nucleobase transmembrane transporter activity. The coding region runs from base 1 to 1902 and encodes 633 amino acids. The record is from RefSeq and is a predicted model, not a curated record. Lineage: Eukaryota; Fungi; Mortierellomycota; Mortierellomycetes; Mortierellales; Mortierellaceae.